CUUUUGUAGGUUAGGAAGCGCCUUUCGCCUUUAAAGCUCCAUACACAAUGUUUCCCUGGAUUGUCUGUGUAUGUAGAAGUUACAGAUGCCAUGGAAUCCUAUUCCGACAGAAAUAAUUUUCUAUCUAUAAAACUUGUGAUUUUGUUAGUGUAAUUAUUGAGAAUGCCAUCGUGUUUGCUCGUGAAAUUCGAUUUACUAUAAAGCGACUGAGCUUUUUUGUUCCAUUAGGUUCCAUUACUUUUUCAGUUGCAGAGAAUUAACGAAGUAAAUCAUCUUUUUAGAUUCGAUAUCGAGUGCUUUUUCUUUUUAAUUAGAUGCAGUCGAAAAUAUUAUGGCUCAAUUUUUUGAUAUUUAUUGUAUGUAUUUCGAAACAGGAUAGAGUUUAGUUAAAUACAAUAAAAUUAGAAAUUAAGUGUAAAUUAAUGUUAGUUCGAAUCUAAAGCUACAAAUAUAAUUUAUAAUUUUUCACUCUACAUAUUUCAAAAUAUUCAGGUACGCUGCUGUUAUUUAAAUUUUUCGUAAUUAAUUUGUUGAUAUAGAAAAAAAAUUUGUUACCUGCUCAGCGUUACAAAGAGAGUAUCUUGGAAAGUGUGAAAUAAAAUUUUCAAUGUUUUAAUGUAAGUGGAAAAUGAUAAAUUUAUAUUCGACCGCAUUCGUAACACGCGCUUCUUCGAACGACGCGUCGCCAUGACAGGGCAGCUGGCGAAUAAACGUUGGACCGGGGGAACGAAAGACAUGCAUCCACCAUAACGGCUUGGCAGGGCUUGGAGUUCUGUGACGUCUUCAAUGGCUGCCGCCGUAUUGCUUAUGCAUGUAACGGAGCGCGGUACUCUCACAAACCGCGUUCCGUACUGGUUUACGACGUAGUGUUUACUAUUUAUCGUUAGAAUAUUCUAUCAGGCUGUGAGCCAACGUGCAAACCAUGGGCUCGAAGAAGCAUAAAAAGCACAAGCGCGAAAGGCACGAAGGAAUGUUGACUACGUUUUCACCACGGACAAACUGAGAGUGAGGUUGGAGUAGAAGUAAGGUGGAUUCAAAAGUAUAAACGAAGGUUCCAUAGCAACAGGUGCGACGUGGAAAAGAGCAGUAUACAAGCACGGAUAAACCCCGUACCUUGAAAUUAAUUUUGAAGGUUGGGGGUAGCAGUGGGACUCCUGAAUACGGGAACGAAUCCCCAAGCCAGACAACAAUGUUAUCCCAACAUUUGGGUGUCUACCAACAACAGUUGGGUCUCAAUUGUCCUGUAACACAAGAAUCUGAAUAUGAUAGAUACGUAGGGCAUAAAAAGCUUAAAAAGAAAAAGAAAAAGAAGGAUAAAAGACACAAGCAUCAUCAUAAAGAUAAAAAGAGGAGAAGAGAGGAAUCCAGUCAAGAAUCAGUGGGAGAUGCUGAUGAAAGUUUAGCAGAAAUCCCUAAAAAGAUUCCUAAUCAUCAAUUGUUACCUCCAAGGCCACCGUCUAGUGGGGAACAUCGAGUUGGUGUUACUAGCCAUAUUAACUCUCUUUCUCCACAUCGUGAACCUAGAACUUGUGUACUUAGGAAAAUUGCCGAACGUACUCCUCUUCAACGACUAUUGGAACACCUUCUUAGGUCAAUGGAGAAACGUGACCCGCAGCAAUUUUUUGCUUGGCCAGUCACAGAUAGUAUUGCACCUGGAUACUCUCAGAUCAUUACUAAUCCUAUGGAUUUUAGUACUAUAAAGCAGAAAAUAGACGAUAAUAGUUAUCAAAACUUAAACGAAUUCGUAGACGAUUUUAAACUAAUGUGUGAUAACGCUACUACUUAUAACCACCCAGAUACAAUUUAUUACAAGGCAGCAAAGAAAUUAUUGCAUGUUGGCCUAAAAAUGGUUACACCUGAAAAGCUUCGUCAAUUAAGACCUGUACUAACUUACAUGCAGGAUAUCUCAAAAGAGGAGCUUGGGUUUGAAUUGGGUACUGAAGAUCCUAAUAAUCCAGACGUUCCCGUAACAGAGGAACAAAUCGAACGGGAACGGGAACAGGAGGAACGUAACGAAGAGGCAGAAGAACUUCGAAAAGAGAACCAAAGGAAAAUGAGAUUAGCAAAUUUAGGUAAAUUUGAAGCCAUUCCGGAUGAUAUGACGCCGGAAGAAAUCUUAAAACAAGCCCGAGGAGCCGCGAAAGUAGCAUCGGACAAGUUAACGUUGAAAAGGUUGAAUUCCAAGAUGGGUUUCCUUAGACAAAAGAAAGACGGAACUACUAGUUUACAGAUCAUAGUGCCGGGAGACGGCGUGAUUCCAGGAACUAAUCAAAGACCAGUAUCAUUAGUGCAGCUUAUAGGUAAAUUGAAUCAUGGUACAGGAGCGUUAGCAGGAUUCCGAGAAGAUAGGAGAAAUAUGUCUAAACCAGUUAAACCUUUAUAUUACGGUGCCUUUGGUUCUUAUGCUCCAAGUUACGAUUCCACGUUCGCUAAUCUGACAAAGGAGGAAACAGACUUGGUGUAUCAGACAUAUGGCGACGAGACUGCUGUACAAUAUGCAGAAUCCAUAUUAGACUUUGCUAAAGACUGUGAUUAUACGUUAACUAUGGUCGAUGAUCUGUUGGAUAUCCUGACAGGAGGAGAUCACAGAAAGACUAAGAAGUUCCUUGAGGAAAAGCGAAGACUCAAAGAGGAAGAAGAAAAGAUAAAACAUUUAUUAGAGAAGCCUAUGCAAGAUGUUAAUCGCAAUAUCCCAACUUUAGACAAUAUUAAAGUUGAUAUCGACCAACUGAAGACAUUGUCAGAAUUAGGAAUUGAUGUUAAUUUUUUGGAGAAUAUGGAGGAGGAAUUGAAGCUGAACGAGGAGCGUACAACUUUACAGAAUCGAUUGGACGAUACGUCCCAGAUGUUAGGUCGUUUAAAGCAAGUGCAGCACGAACGACUCUCAGCUCCACCGCCCGCUCAUUUGUCAAAUGUUACUAAAGCGUCGGAGGCGGAAGUAAUGAUAGCCGAGAAAAUCACAGACAAUUUAACGGAAAUAGCGAAGAAACUUCCUCCCUCAGCUAUCGCUCCCGUAGACGGCUUGCGAAGAGCUAUGGGCAUAGCACCUCUUGGUGGGCCAGAACCCAUGGAAGUAGAACCAAUCACGCAUAAUCCAACCAUCGUUGCGGAGAACAAUCUCUUAUCGCAAACUAGUAACAAUCAAGUCGCGUCGAAUCUGUUAUCGGCUCCGUCACCGAUUCAGAAUACUAAUUUACUCAGUCCAACCAGUCAACAAAAUCAACCAAUUAAUAUCGUGAAUACGAAUCAAGCACCUAUUCAGAUACAGAUCGGAAUGACGCAUAAUCAGACUCCUCCGUCUUUAUUGAGCACGUCAGAGACUUCUGCGGUACCAGAUUUAGAAUCGGAGCUUCGAGAAUUUCUAGAGAGUGAUCCUACAUUAGGACACUCACCACUCCAUGACGAUAAAACUUUGGAGGAUAUUUUAUCCGAAUCUUAGUAUGUACGAAUCUUGAGAUAUAUGGUUUUUAUUAAGAUUUACCUUCUAUAGGUUGUACAUUUUAUUAGCUAUAUACAGUAGAUUUAACGUCAGUUUAAUACCAUAAUUAAUAAAUGAGGUGGUAUUGUGUAACGUAAUGUAUUUCAAUCAACAUCGCAGUUAUUUUCUUUCAAAAUAUACAUAUAUGUACAUUAUUUAUGAAGUUUGCGUAACAAAUUAUAUUAUACGAAGCUUUAUAAAAUUUUAACUUACACUGUGAAAUUGUUCAAUUGAAAUCAUGAAAGAACAUGUUUUAAUACAAUUAUUUUUGUUUUUAUUUUUAAAAAACAUUGUUCAAGAUGUAAUUAUAAUUAACUACUGAUAAAAUGUUACGCAGACGGUUUUCUUAAAAUAUACAAUCAAUCUCUUUAUAUGAAAUUCAAUCUUCCCAUUGUUAAAUUACUCAGUAAAUCAUGAAAUAAUGAAUUGUCAUUUCUAUUUUAAAAUGAAAAAAUGCGAAUUUGUAAAUAUUCAUAAAGUGUAUUUUUAAAAACAAUUCUUGUAUUUUCUUUUACAUUUCAUGAUAAAUAUAAAAAAUAUUGUUCUAAGUUUUA
Molecule: messenger RNA, 4032 nt
Organism: Bombus huntii
Lineage: Eukaryota; Metazoa; Arthropoda; Insecta; Hymenoptera; Apidae
Gene: Brd7-9
Product: bromodomain-containing protein 7
Exons: 4
Coding region: 1190-3439 (749 amino acids)
Biological process (GO): regulation of transcription by RNA polymerase II
Cellular component (GO): nucleus
Source: RefSeq, a predicted model, not a curated record